Messenger RNA from Penaeus chinensis, 1414 nucleotides. RefSeq lists its product as uncharacterized. The record is from RefSeq and is a predicted model, not a curated record. Lineage: Eukaryota; Metazoa; Arthropoda; Malacostraca; Decapoda; Penaeidae. The coding region runs from base 503 to 1414 and encodes 303 amino acids. The transcript is spliced from 3 exons.
CAGCAGCUGGCGUUCGAAACGUCGCAAGUUCUCCUAUUCUGUCAAAGCUAUUAUAUAACCUUCCCAAAACCUGAUUCGUCGCAUAAUUAAUAAGUUUGGGAGAAUAAUGUGAUAUUACUUCAUUCUGAAAAAGAAACAACUUGCUCCACGAGUUUUUUAUAGAGAGAUAAGACCCAUUAAGAAAACUUCCGCCUCUCCGUCGCAUCUUUACAGACAUCUGCUCGUCUGCCAAUGCCUCUGCCCCUUGAGUGCUCCGGGAAAGGCCAACAAAUAAAGUGGCCGUGGCAGAUGCUUUAUACGAGGCUUCAACCGGUUUCGCUUUGGAUUUCAAGCUUGCGUCAGAGAUUAGAAAAACUUUGGGGGCAAAGAGCAAGUCCACUUUGUGCAUUCAGCUUGUGAUGAAAUAAUUGCACCUGCUACUGCUAAAAGUACAUGAUUUGAAUUAGAAAGACAACAUUUAUGAGUAGUUAAUUUCAAAGAAGGGUCUCAUACCAUUGUCAGAAUGGUAGAUACAUUGGAAGAUUUUAUGCCACAGGACUUUUGGGAUCUUGCCCCAGUAUUACCCGAUGAUUUCAAUGACAAUGAAAUUGUAACGAUUCCAAAAGCAGUUGACAGAAACUCCACUGUUGAAACUAAGGCAAGUGGAGAGAAAGGAAAUGAAGAGUUUCCUUACACAAAUUUCUUGAUAAAUGAAGCAGAUAAUCAGUCAAGUACUGAUAUGAAUAGCAAAAAGCAAUUGAUUCAAGAGUUGGAGGAAGAAAACCAUUCAAAUAUGAGAGUAGAUGAAAUGGAAUGUUCAUGGCCUGAAAUCAAAGAAAAGAAACAGUCCAACAUUGAUUUUAAAGAGAUGAAGGAUGCCAGCUGUAAAGCAGAUAAAGAGGAAAUGGAGAACCAAGGAGUGAGGAAAAAGAUAAAAUCAGGCCGCAGGAGGUCUUCAAAAUCUGAAAAGAAACAAAAGCAGGCCAACUGUAAAACGAAAGAAAAACACUCCUGCCAUGAAGAUGGAAAGUCUUCAAGCCAGUUGUUAAGAGAGAACUGGCAUUUGAAUCAUCAGAGGAAUGAAGAAUAUCGGACAAGUCAAGGAAUAAAUGACCAAAUGUAUAUUAAUGGAAACUGUAAUGCCAUGCAUCAACCAGUAGUAAGUAACAUCAAUAAUGCCAUGCAUCAACCAGUAGUAAGUAACAUCAACAGCAUGAACGUUAUAGAAUUGCAUAUUAUUCGAGUCCUCAGUCCCAAAGGCAAACAUGGCCGGACAAGACACCUGCAUGAACAAUUUCUAUAUGUUUAUAAGUGUAGACCUGUUAAUUGGAGGGAAAGAAGAAGAUUCAGCAGGUUGCCUACAGCUCUGAAUAUAGAUUGGGUUGUACUUUUUGUUUUUGGCUUUAUUCUUUUUUUCUAUUCUAUGAUUAGUUGA